CCACAUAUCAGUGCCUACCAGUGCCCAUCUGAGCUGCCUUUCAGUGCCACCUAUCAUUGCCAGUCAGUGCCACCGAUCAGUGCAAGUCAGUGCCACACCUAUCAGUUGCCACCUCAGUGCCACCUAACAGUAACAGUCAGUGCUGCUUAUCAGUGCCACCUAUCAGUGCCAUAUAUGACUGCUGCCUUUCAGUGCCCAUCGGUGAUGUCUGUCAAUGCCCAUCAGUGCCACCUACCAGUGCCUCCUCAUAAGUGCCCAUCAGUGCCGCCUAUCAGUGCCCAUCACUGCAGCCUCAUU
This is a messenger RNA of Staurois parvus, 297 nucleotides long. NCBI's taxonomy places the organism in Eukaryota, Metazoa, Chordata, Amphibia, Anura, Ranidae. The record is from the annotation of a GenBank genome assembly.